Molecule: messenger RNA, 3234 nt
Organism: Manis javanica (Malayan pangolin)
Lineage: Eukaryota; Metazoa; Chordata; Mammalia; Pholidota; Manidae
Source: RefSeq, a predicted model, not a curated record
CUCUUGUACCCGCUCCAUGGUUCCAGCAUUGUGCCCUGUUUUUAUUUCCUGCUAUUUCCCAGAAAGGGACUGGUUUCUGGGCAGGGUGUGUGGUGUCUAGGAGAAUCUGCAGGUUAGGUACAUCCUAGACACCUGAAGUUGCCACACUCAGAGAGAUGGGGGACUCUUGCAUUCCUUGCCCUCUGUCCCUCCCCUAGGAUGCCCUCUUCCCACCUGAUUGUGCUGCUUAUGUAAUUAACUCAGCUGAGGCUCUCUGCCAAGCUGACUGUGUCUAGGGAUGCCUGAGGGGCCGAGGCCCAGGAGGGAUCAUGGGGAAGAGGAACUGUACUCCCCAGCUGGGAGCCAGUUCCAGGUGGAGACCACAGAGGGCCCGGGGCAAGCAGGGGCAGCAAUGGUUGGUCCUGACGGUGGCUGAGCCCGCAGCCCCUGGAAUAUGCAGCCCAGGGAAGCCCCAGGCAGCGCCAAGGACGAGGCGGCGGAGUGGGGCGGGAGGCAUGGUCUCCACCUACCGGGUGGCCGUGCUGGGGGCGCGAGGCGUGGGCAAGAGUGCCAUCGUGCGCCAGUUCCUGUACAACGAGUUCAGCGAGGUCUGCGUGCCCACCACCGCUCGCCGCCUCUAUCUACCUGCUGUCGUCAUGAACGGCCACGUGCACGACCUCCAGAUCCUGGACUUCCCACCCAUCAGCGCCUUCCCUGUCAACACGCUGCAGGAGUGGGCAGAUGCCUGUUGCAGGGGACUCCGGAGUGUCCAUGCCUACAUCCUGGUCUACGACAUCUGCUGUUUUGACAGCUUUGAAUACGUCAAGACCAUCCGCCAGCAGAUCCUAGAGACAAGAGUGAUCGGCACCUCGGAGACGCCCAUCAUCAUCGUGGGCAAUAAGCGGGACCUGCAGCGCGGACGCGUGAUCCCACGCUGGAACGUGUCACACUUGGUGCGCAAGACCUGGAAGUGCGGCUACGUGGAGUGCUCGGCCAAGUACAACUGGCAUAUUCUGCUGCUAUUCAGCGAGCUGCUCAAGAGCGUUGGCUGUGUCCGCUGCAAGCACGUGCACGCUGCCCUGCGCUUCCAGGGCGCGCUGCGCCGCAACCGCUGCGCCAUCAUGUGACUCCCCCCCACCGCGGGCUGCAGCCCCCACAGGCCCAGGCAGCUUCCCCUCGGGACUGCGGGGCUUGACCGGAGAGAAGCCAGAAUAGAAUUGUGAUGGUCCUGUCCUGAAGCACCCCUGCAGCCACGCGCCUCACCGUAAGAGGCGGGGGGACCCUCCCACAACUGCCCCGUCCUCCCCUCCCGCACUUGUCUGCCCAGGACGCCGGCCUUUAGUGCCAUAGGUAGUGCGGUACCCUGCCCGGCCCUAAGGGGAGCUGCGGCCUUUUGGGAUUAGGGAUGAGCACGUGAGAGUGGAGGGUUGGGGUAGGGAGGUGCUGCCUUGGCCGGGUCCCCACGGGUCUUCCUCAGAAAGUGUGUCUGUCAUUGCCCCGCAACCUCCUUUCCCGUGUCUGUCAGUCUGCCCAAGCGGCUUUUGGUGCCCAGCUGUUUUACCCACCCUCCGGUUCCCCCCGUCACCCAGCUCCGUUCAUAGGGCUCUCAUUUCAUCCAUCCCUUUCUCGCAGAUCCUGGCAGCUUUUUGAGGCCAGCCUUCUGACCUUUGGCACCAUUGACACAGGGCAGAGAGAUGUGGGUGGCCCAAGGUCCACAACUGGGGUCUGAGAGUUGAGGCCCCAGAUGAGUCGGGGGAGAAGGCUGACUCUCCUUCCAGGGAACCUCCAUGCCCAGCAGCCCCCAGAGACACAACAACCUACCUUCCAGCCUUAACUUGAUGGUCUGUCCCUGCCGGGUGCCCCUCACCCCCUUCUUGACCCCAAAGCCAGAUUGCCCCCUGGGUUAAAACUUUUUUCUUGACAGAGUGUGGAGAGGGAAUCCCUCAAGGAUAGAUUUGUUUCCAUGAUGCCAGGUUCCAACCCUCUAUUACCUCCUCUCUGUUGGAUGGUCAGCCAGAUUGGGGGAUGUUGGGAUUGGGGGACUAUUGGUGGACAUGGUGGUGCCCAGGUGGCAUCAGGUGUACCAGUGAGAAUUCUGUCUCCCAAUCCCACCCCAAUCUGACUGCCCCGCACCCUGCCUGCCUUGAAUCUCAGAUUUCCCUGAUUAAUUUGGGGAGGGGCAGAGCUGAGAAAAGAAUUAUGGGGACCCUUGUAUUUAGGGGAGACAGCCUCACAUCUCCACCCCUAGUUGGAGGCCCUCAGGAUCUGAUGCCCCUUGUCCCAACACCCUAUGCCCUGACUCACUCUGUCCCAUUUUCUCCGGCUGAGUGGCCGGGUUUCUACCUCUAGUCACUGGAGCUGAUCACUGUCAGUUUUGUACUGAUUAAGAAAUAACAAAAACCAUGAAGAUACAGGAGCACCCUGAGGGAUUACUGGGGGCCUUGGAGGGUGGGAGCAAUUGUCUGGGUCCUGUUCUCCCUAGACAAGUUAUUGAGGCUGAGCCCUCAGCCGUUGUCUGGUGGGCAGAUAACAAGGUCCCUUGUUAGAGAGGGGCAGAUAAAACAAGCCAGCCUUGACAUAGCCAUGCUGAGGUGUGCAGGCCAGGAAAUCAGGUAGCCCAGAGUUGAUGGAGUGGAGUCUGGGGGAAGGGUCCUGGGUGGGGAGGUUAUCAUUCAGAUCCAGUGUGGGAGGGAAUCAAUGUUCAUGCGUCCCGUCCCCAGCUGGCUCCUCCUCCACCCACCAGGGAUAGCACAGCCCCAGGGUGACUGCCCUGACCUUGGGCAGUCCUGUAUUCCUGGCUUCUAUUUCCUGCUGUGCCGCCUGAGUUUGGGCAAGUGACCUACCCUCUCUGAGCCUCCCUCUGAAACAGAGGUGGUGGCUCCCCUUCCCCGCACUUCGGAGUGGCUGGAAGGGUAAGGAAGAGGGCCUGCCCCCUUUUCUCCCCUGUAUGCCUUCCCCCUGGUUCGCCAGGAGGACGGGAUGAGGGAUGGCAGCAUCUCACCUGCCCUGUCACUGUCAGGCCUCUGGCUGCCCCCUAUGGGAGCUAUUGGAAUGUAUUGCCUGGCUGGGCCCCCCACUUCCACUUGACCCCAGGUAUUUGAUUUUGAUUCUCUCCACCCCCAUUCUGAGUCUCUGUCCUUCUCCCUGCCUCCCAGGGUUUCCCACCACAGGGUCUAGAAGUGUGUGUGUGACACCCAUUGAGCUGUGAUUGGAAGUCAGAUUAAAAAUCAGGGAGUGUUUUCCCUUGUUUCUGUA